Messenger RNA from Vigna umbellata (rice bean), 564 nucleotides. NCBI's taxonomy places the organism in Eukaryota, Viridiplantae, Streptophyta, Magnoliopsida, Fabales, Fabaceae. The record is from RefSeq and is a predicted model, not a curated record.
AUGGCAAUGGGGUACGCUAAUAACGGUUUUCUUGGGCUUUUUCUCUUCUUCAUGUCUAUCUCCAUUCUAUUUUCUUCACCAACAGCAUGCACAUUAUUUGAAGUUCGUUGGGUCCCCAACCUUUCAGAAGAUUACACUCACUGGGCUCAGAGAAACAGGUUUCAAGUCAACGACACUCUUUUGUUUAAGUAUAAAAGUUGGUCUGAUUCAGUGUUGGUGGUAAAGAAGGAGGAUUACUAUUCAUGCAACACUAACAACGCCAUGCAAGAGAUGGACGGUGGUGAUUCAAUGUUUACUUUUGUGAAAUCGGGUCCUUUUUUCUUCAUCAGUGGCAACGCUCAAAACUGCCAACGUGGUCAGAAGCUAACCGCCAUCGUUUUGGCCGUCAGACAUAACAAACUCACUCACUCGCUUUCUCCGGACCCACGACGAAGCAGAAAUGGGCCAUAUCCUCUGACUGAGCACAGGCAAGCGUGGCCUCCGCCAACAGGCGACAGUUUAGAUGGGUGCGUCGCUGUGCAUGGUGUUAGCAUGGCUAGUUCAAGGUCAUUUGGUUUACUUUGA